This is a messenger RNA of Caenorhabditis remanei, 519 nucleotides long. RefSeq lists its product as uncharacterized. NCBI's taxonomy places the organism in Eukaryota, Metazoa, Nematoda, Chromadorea, Rhabditida, Rhabditidae. The transcript has 4 exons. The record is from RefSeq and is a predicted model, not a curated record. Bases 1 to 519 code for a protein of 172 amino acids.
AUGACAUGCCUCGACAACUUGCAAAAGAAAUAUCCAAACCUUUCUCUCAUUCUUCUUGGAAUUUCAAUUGGAAUAAGCGCUGCACUCGACAUAUCAGGAGUAUUCACUAACAACUGGGUUUGCUUUGACGGACAAUGUGGUGGCAUAGUCCCAUUUGAUUCGUCGGGACCAGCGUGGCUGACGGCAGCCAGUUUUAUGUUGUUCAUAUCGAUUGGAGUUAUGGUUGUCGUUAUUGCUUUGUAUUUUGUUUUAGUAAUCCAAGUCCUCAACCACGGUUAUCACAUCAAUUUUCGCAAAUGGUUUCUACUCCUUUUUAUCAUAUCAUCGCUCGCCCUUCUUCUAAUUUUUAGUUCUUUCGCAGUUAUUCAAGUGUCUCUUGAUAACUUCAAUUACAAGUAUCUUUUAUAUUCACCUCAAAAACUCGACCUGGGUUGGUCGUGCGCGUUAUCAUAUGUUGCGAUAGUCCCACUCGGCUUGGUCUUAUUCUGUAUCCAUCGUGUAGAUCUGCAGUGUAUUUAA